Messenger RNA from Myxocyprinus asiaticus (Chinese sucker), 3608 nucleotides. Its product is annotated as low-density lipoprotein receptor-related protein 10-like. Gene Ontology annotation, cellular component: plasma membrane. Gene Ontology annotation, molecular function: protein binding. The record is from RefSeq and is a predicted model, not a curated record. The coding region runs from base 204 to 2432 and encodes 742 amino acids. The transcript is spliced from 10 exons. Lineage: Eukaryota; Metazoa; Chordata; Actinopteri; Cypriniformes; Catostomidae.
ACGACACACAGACUAUACGGAAGUGGAUUGACACGAAUGACAACAAGAAAGACGGAGAAAAGAUAAACACUUCCAAAAGGACACAUCGGUGAAGAUGACAUCUUCAUUUGUGGCGAGCUGAUGGAUCUAUCGACCCUGUUUUUUCCUUGAAUUGUGUUUUAAUUUGUGUUUUAUCAGACAACGACUGUCAUCGUCUUGUUAGAAUGCGUCUUUCCCACAGCAGCCUUUGCAUCUUAAAUCUUUUGGUUUUAACAGUUCCCUGCACCCUGGAGCUGUCCUUCAGUAAUGCGUAUUGUGAGCGUUCACCCAAAAUACUGCUAUCCAGACAAGGAGAGAUUCAAAACUCUGCCCACCAUGCCUGGUCUUCCCGCCCACUCAACUGCAGUUGGCUGAUAACCUCAAAAGUUGGAGAGCGUGUCAUCAUCAGUUUUUCCCAGUUUAGCAUGAGAUGUGGGCGAGAAUGGGUGUCUGUGGCUCCUCUCACUGGCAGGUCCAACAAACUCUGUGGUUCCCAGUUGCCACCACCAUUUGAGUUGACGGGCGGAAACAUAACAGUGACGCACCACUUCCUCCCCCAUUUUUACCCGGUAUCAGGGUUCCACCUUUCAUAUAUUAAAGACUCAGGUCCCUGUUUUCCAGGCGAAUUUGAAUGUUACAGUGAACGCUGUCUCCCAGCAUCAUGGCGGUGUAACGGACAGGUAGAAUGCCUUGGCGUGGGUGAUGAACUUGGUUCUGAUGAGGAUGGAUGCGAUGACAUCACUCCUGAACCUGACAUAGACUAUAUAAAUCACCCCCUUCCCACAGAAACCACAACCAUGGCUAUUCCGUUGUCCAACACAGAUGUGACACCACUUAAAGAACCCAAUGUUCGACUGGUGCCCAAAGGAGGACCAUGUGGGGGGUACUUAGAUGCGUUUUAUGGGUCAUUUACUCCUCCUGUACUAACAGGACACCCAUUGGAGUGUGUGUGGACGGUUGACCCCCGAGACUCGCGACCACUUAAACUAGAGCUCCAGCAACUGGAUCUGGGUCCUGGAGACACAAUCAUAAUCACAGAUCAGCCCCAUGGAUCAGGCAACAUCAUUAAAACUAUCAACUAUGUGUCCAAUAACAAAGCAGUGGAGGUGGAAUCCCACACUGGCUUGCUAACCCUGAUCUACCAUACACUAACUGCAUCGGAUGGGCAGGGCUUUAAUGCGACUUAUCGUAUUACGGAUUACUGCCUUCCAUGGGAGGGGCUUUGUGGGGGAUCAGAUGGAGGCUGUUACACCCUGAAGCAGCGUUGUGAUGGGCACUGGGACUGUCCUGAAACGGGCCUGGAUGAGGAAGGGUGCGGUGGCUGCCCGGCUGGACACUUCCUCUGUGGCAUGGGCGGGAUGCAGAAAGCAGGCCACCAGCAGGGCAAACCAAACUGCUUCUCCAUCCAUGAGCGUUGCAACUACCAGCUCAACUGUGCAGAUGGCAGUGAUGAGAGAGAAUGCACCAUCUGCCAACCUGGGACAUUUCACUGCGACAGUGACAGGUGUGUAUUUGAGAGCUGGCGCUGUGAUGGACAGGUGGACUGUAAGGAUGGCACAGAUGAGCUAAACUGCACUGUGACCCUGCCCCGAAAAGUUAUCACAGCGGCUACCGUUGGAAGCUUAGUUUGCGGACUGCUGCUAGUCAUUGCAAUGGGCUGCACCUGCAAGCUGUACUCGCUGCGCACUCGAGAGUACAGCAUGUUCGCACCAAUCACUAGACAGGAGGCAGAACUGAUCCAGCAGCAGGCCCCGCCCUCCUAUGGUCAGCUGAUUGCUCAGGGAAUCAUUCCACCUGUGGAAGACUUCCCUACUGAGAACCCUAAUGAAACCGCCACACUCUCUUUGAGAGGAAUACUACAGCUCCUCAGGCAAGACAAUGCUUCCUCUCCACGACGAAGACGCAGGCCACGGUUUGUCCGCAGAGCUGUCCGUCGCCUGAGAAGGUGGGGCUUAAUUCCCCGGCCUGUUCCCAGGUCAUCACAGACCACCACCUCUGCCUCGCAACAGACAGAGGCUCCUACUUCUGCCUCUGUGCCCAGCCAAUCAAGUCCUGGAGUUUCCUCAGUGGCUGCAGAAGUUGCCAGUCAGCCCUUGCCUCAGAAACUGUGUUUAUCCCAUCAGACAGAGCUGCAGCAGCAGCAAGCAGAGGCUCCUCCCUCUGUCCAGCCUAUCCAUGCCCCUGAAAUGCAACAGACCCCGCCCAUAACUGUACCCCCUAGCAGCCCCUCCCUGGUAUCUCUCUUCCACAUGCUGGGGAGGAGUAUCUCCCGUUUCAGACCCUCCCCGUCUCCUACCUCUCUUCCUCUCUCUGCAUCUCCCUCUUUUUCCUUUUCUUCUUCAGAGGAUGAAGUGCUGCUCAUCCCUCUCUCUGAUGACACAACCUCUGAAGAUGAUGUGCCCAUGCUGACAUGAGCUACUCUUAUUGAAACCAUUAUUCUGUAUUUCUCUCUCUUCAUGACUGUGUCUCUCCCUCCAUGAAGUUCUCUCUCUCCCUUUCAGCACGUAAACGUCACCAUGUUUGCUUCUUGUGCUGGCUUGGUGCCUUAUCUUCUAUUAAUGCAUCUGUUUUCCUUACUUGAGAAAAGACAUGACAUGAGAAAAAGUAUUGAAUUAUGUGUGUCAAAAUAUUUGACAAGCGACUGUGUGCAUACAGAUUUGUGUGUGUGUGUGUGUGUGUGUGUGUGUAUGUGUGUGUGUGGUGCACUUAUUUAAACAUUUACAGAGAAAAAAACAUUUGCACAGAGAAUCUUCCCCCAGCUGGCUUAGGAAAUGCCAUGAAGUGACUACAAUUCUUAAAACUGACCUGGUAAGAUUGAUUUUAUUUAGAAUUGCUUUUUUUAUUCUUUCAGCCAUGGUUGUGUGUGUGUAUAUACAAGUGAGUUUACCUUAUAAUGUUACAGGUCACACAUUUUCUUGUGUGUGUUCCUAAGAAGUGCCUUUGAUUGAGCUUCUUGUAGAUCACUAAACAGUAUGUGUGUAUGUAUGUGCUUUCACGUAGGGCCAAACACACAUGCACAAAAGUUUAAGCAAAUGUAGAACUCACCCUUGCUAUGUAUAUUGUAGUGCAUGGCAUCUGUGGCAAUAACUUAAUAAAAAAAACUGUGUGUAUGUGAGUCUGAGAGAGAGAGAGAGAGAGAGAGAAAGAGGACGGAAGUGGUUUGUCACUCAGUUGAGAUGAUCCCUCUCAGUGCCCAAGGUUACACUCACACCUCUGUGUGCACCACCAACCAGAAUGACAUCACUAUUAUAUCACAAUGACUUGAAUAUGUCUUUCAAAAUACAGAUUUAUUACUUUCAAGUUCCUGGCUCAAUGGAUAAUCAACAGAUGACCAGUCAUAGUGCCAUAUCUCUAGUCACAUGUUUUUAGCUACUUUUACAAUCAUUUCACUCCUCUUACACUGUUGAUUGUUGUUUUUACUUAAUGUAUUUUAUUAAUGCCAAGAUGUUAAACUCUCUUCUGCUGAGUGGUGAUUGCAAUAGAAAGAGGAAUUAUCGUAGAAUAAUUGAUUGUAGUAGGACGAAUUUCACUGUAUAUAUUUGCUAAACCAGCUGGAAAAUCCACAAAGAUUAAAAUUAUUUGCACUUUUA